Lotus japonicus is the source of this 2097-nucleotide messenger RNA. Its product is annotated as jacalin-related lectin 3-like. Gene Ontology annotation, molecular function: carbohydrate binding. Bases 266 to 2041 code for a protein of 591 amino acids. The transcript has 7 exons. Lineage: Eukaryota; Viridiplantae; Streptophyta; Magnoliopsida; Fabales; Fabaceae. The record is from RefSeq and is a predicted model, not a curated record.
AAGAUUGAGGGUAAACACUGUUAGCUAUAAGACUAUCAUAAAAGCAAGAAAGACUAAAAAAUGAGACAAAUUUCUAAUGGGAACCUGAUUCCCUUUCCUUUCAACCCAUUCCCUCCAUAGUGGAUUCCAAAUUGCAUCUUCUAUUCUACACGGUCCCCUGUCACGCACAGACACACCUUUUUUUCUGCCAUAAAUUACUCUUAACCCUUCCCCUAGUUACCCAUCUCUUGUACUUGAAGUCUUCUCUAUUCACAGGCAAAAGAAGAUGAGUUUUGAGGAGAAACCUGUAUCUGUUGGACCAUGGGGAGGCAAUGGCGGAUACCGUUGGGACGAUGGUGUGUAUUCAACAAUAAGGCAAUUGGUGAUAGUUCAUGGGGAUGGAAUAGACUCCAUUCAGAUUGAAUAUGACAAGAAAGGGAAUUCUUUCUGGUCACAGAAACAUGGUGGAAGUGGAGGCUAUAAAAUUGAAAAGAUUAAGCUUGAUUACCCAUAUGAGUUCCUAACAUCAAUUGAUGGAUACUAUGGUAGCUUGAAUCAAUCAGGGCCAGUCUUCAUUCGAUCACUGAGUUUUGAAAGUAACAAGAAAAUCUAUGGACCAUUUGGAAUUGAAGAGGGGACAUAUUUUUCCUUGCCGGUAACUCAGGCCAGGAUUGUUGGCUUCCAUGGAAGGUACGGUUGGCACCUAGAUUCCAUUGGAGUCUAUGUGAAGUCUUUUCAGCAACGAAAACCUUCCAAAACAUUGUCUCACUCACAAAACUACAUAACCAACACUAGUGAGAACAUUGGUUAUUCUGUAAUACAUGGAAGUGCCGGCCAAGGCUAUGAUAUUGUUGUUGCUGUAAAGCAGAAAGAUGAUUCUGUAAAACCAUCAAGAGGGAAGAUUAGUUUCCAAGAACCUAGUUAUAUUGAACCAAAACAAACGAUAGUUGCUGUGGAGAAGACACCAUCUUUGGUUGAAGGUGUAGUGACAUGUGGGCCUUGGGGUGGUACUGGUGGAUAUGUGUUUGACGAUGGACCCUUCACAGGAAUCAAGCAAAUCCUCUUGUCCCGCAACGUUGGAAUUGUAUGGAUUAGAGUUUUGUAUGAUCUGGAUGGGGAGGACAUAUGGGGAUACAAAUAUGGUGGAGCAGGAGGAUUCAAACAUGAAAAGAUAGUAUUUGAUUUUCCAUAUGAAGUCCUUACACACAUAUCUGGCUACUAUGGAUCCCUUAUGUAUAUGGGGCCUGCUGUUAUAAGGUCACUUACUUUCCACACGACCAAAAGGGUGUAUGGACCAUAUGGAGAAGAACAUGGAACUUACUUUACAACAAAGCUGAAAGAAGGGAGGGUUGUUGGGAUUCAUGGUAGAAAAGGUUUAUUUCUAGAUGCUCUUGGCGUGCAUGUGAUAGAAGGAAAAGUAAUAGUUCCAGUGCCAACAACAACUCCUUCCAUGGAAAUCAUAUCAAGAGAACUAAGUAGGGCUGAAAUAGACAGUGCUCAAUGGCCAUCCAAACUCCAAGCUGCUAAUCCAGCACCAAUUGAAGAGGUUUCACGUGGUGUGAUUACAGAACCAGCUCCAUUUGGACCAGGUCCAUGGGGUGGGGAUGGAGGAAGACCCUGGGAUGAUGGAGUCUUUUCAGGGAUUAAGCAGAUUUAUUUGACAAAAGCACCUGAAGGCAUUUGCUCAAUUCAAAUUGAGUAUGAUCGCAAUAAGCAAUCUGUGUGGUCUGUGAAGCAUGGUGGUAAUGGAGGAAACAUCCUGCAUAGGAUAAAGUUGGAGUACCCACAUGAGGUGCUGACUUGCAUAUCUGGCUAUUACCGUUCAAUCACCAUGGAUGAACAUCCUAUAAUCAUAAAGUCACUGACUUUCUAUACUAGUAGAGGGAAGUAUGGUCCAUUUGGUGAUGAAGUUGGGAAAUUUUUCACUUCAACCACAACAGAGGGUAAGGUGGUUGGUUUUCAUGGGAGGAGUAGCAUGUACUUGGAUGCAAUUGGGGUCCAUAUGCAACACUGGCUGGGAAGUCAGAGAACUUCAAAGUCAUCCUUAUUCAAGCUAUUUUGAUUUGUAAAGAGUAAUAAAGUAUAGAAGAGUGAUAAGAUGAUGAAAGAUUACUUUUA